This is a messenger RNA of Australozyma saopauloensis, 3438 nucleotides long. RefSeq lists its product as uncharacterized. The record is from RefSeq and is a predicted model, not a curated record. Gene Ontology annotation, cellular component: nuclear pore outer ring. Gene Ontology annotation, molecular function: protein binding; structural constituent of nuclear pore. Gene Ontology annotation, biological process: protein import into nucleus; poly(A)+ mRNA export from nucleus; transcription-dependent tethering of RNA polymerase II gene DNA at nuclear periphery. Lineage: Eukaryota; Fungi; Ascomycota; Pichiomycetes; Serinales; Metschnikowiaceae. The coding region runs from base 1 to 3438 and encodes 1145 amino acids. The transcript has a single exon.
AUGUCAUCGUCGAGCUUCUUCAAAGCCCGCCAGUUUGGCAAUGAGUCGGUUCUGAAGAGAAGCUUUCUUGCUGAUUCCACGAUGGAUUCCAUCUCCCUCCAUCAACCUGCUUCUUCUGGACAUCUGAGCAGUGAACUCACGAAAACAGACAAAUACUGUGUCUCUCGUCUCCCUGCGUUGCCUCCCGUUCUUAGCCAUGAUCGCAUGGAAGAUUCAUCUAGUUUGCUCAAUGGGUAUGCUGAUGGAAAGACCGAAUUUGCUUUGGUAGUGAGCGAGAAAUCCAUAGACGUUUGGCCCUACAAUUCGUCAGACGAUGUCCCUAUCAGCUUUGAGUUUCCGCUAGGUGAAAGUUCCCAGGAUGCAUUGCAAUUGGCCAUUUUAACUCGUUCCAGUCCAGGAACUUCAUUGGAUCCUGGCUUGGUGAUCAUCAACUCCAUCUCUGGUCAUGUGCGUUUCUACGAGAGUGUUCAGCAUGCGCCUGCCUUGGGUAUGAUCAAUAGUAAAUCCAUCGAGACAACAAUCAACAUUCUGGCCGGUCUGGGUGAAUACAUCACUUUGGCUGAGAACGUUGAGCCUGCGGGUAUAGUAGUGGCCACCUCGUGGAAGAGAGUAGUACUCGUUCUAUUGAGGGAUCAUAAAGGUGCUCCAAAAUUAUCCUCUUUGGAGCUCACCAGACCCUCCACUUCUUCUCGUUUGUUCUCUGGCUGGCUCGGCCUGAGCGAUGAUGAAUUGACAGACGACAUUGUGUCUAUCAAGUCUGGAGUCAUCUCUGCCCUGGGAACAACACAAGAGAUCAUUGUUCAAGACGCUGCUGGUACAUUCAAAAAGUAUCUCUACCAGGCAUCUAGCACUGGAACACCCAUCAUAAAUCACAAGAAGACUCUUCUGCACAGGUUGGCAACAUUCUUGGAAAGUAAUAUUGAUGGCUUGAUUCCGGGUGCUGUUUUAAACGUGAAAUUUCUCGAUCUCUGGCCAGCUUUUUCUUCUGGCUCCCAGUUCGACAAGCGCGACUUGUAUAUUGCUUUGGUAUGUAUCCAGAGCUCUUUGCGUGGUUCUCAAGAGGAGAGAUUGAUUCUCUUAACAAUGAAGAUAAAUGAGAGUGGUGUAAUGAUUAUUGCAUCGCAUCUGCUUCCCGAAGUUCACACAACAAAUAAUCUUUCCUUAGUUUCUAAGCCGAAGUUAUUUAUUCCCAAACCCGGGAAGUCCGCUUUUGUUGUGAUAGGCAAUGCUGUUGUUCUAUGCGACCUCGCCUCUGAAACUGCAAAGAGUGGUGAUUUCGCUUACUACAAGCCUAAAUGGGAGGACACAAUCAAGUUCAAACCCUCUGUUCAAGUGAUUGGUUGUGGCUACGAAGACAAAGUCAAAGAUGACGAAAACUCAGCAUUGUUAUUCAUAACUUCUGAUUUUGGUGUUGUGAGAAUUGAGAGAUUCACCCCAUCUGAUGAGGAUUGCGAGUCACAGAAUGAAGACCCAACCAAUCCUGUGAGCCUUCUUAAAUCUCACAUCCAACAAGCUGUAUACUUCGACGGUUCGUCGUUUGUUGAUUUCAAUGUUGGCCCUGAUUUUUCUGAUGAGGUCGUCAUUGAGGCAGUAAAUUCUGUUGUCUCCGAGAUCAUGAGCAACUCUUCACCUUACCUUCCUGCUUUCCUUUCGAGCACUCGUGAUACUUUUGCAUUACGCUUAAAAUUGCUUCGCUCUCUUUUGGAGUUUGUAAAGAGCAAUUUUGUACGCUCUUGGAUUGCAGUGUACCCAUCAAUCGUGGAUACCUUGGAGAAGAUCGAAUGUGCGCUGAACUUAUGGAAUCUCAUUGAUAUGGAUGACCGUGAAGCAAAUCAACUCAAAAAGAAUCUCAAAGCAAUCAUAUCAAACAAACAUUCAUCUUCCAUCAAUUCGAAGUCUGAUGUUUUGAGAUCGUAUUUUAGCCACAACGUCUCUGACAUUCUUGAUAUCUUGACUCGAUUGAUUGAGGAUUCUCUGAGCCACUCUCAAUCCAUCAAAACUUCUCUCAAAAUUUUAUUGAUCACUUUGCAUGAUGCUGUUUAUUGCAAUGAGCUCGCAUACAUCGUGCCAAACGACCAGAUACCGGCCAGAAAAUUGUGGGUAUUUGAUUCUAGCCUCAUUGUCAGAGCCGAAGAACUCAUAAGUCUUGCUUAUUGUUCGUCAGACGACAAUUUGGUGCAAACUUCUUCUGGAAGAGAGGAGUUUGUCAAAUUUAUUGCCACUCUUUACUACCUAAUAUCAAGUGCAAUUGUUUUCAUGAAAAGUACAGAUGAUGAUCAGCUACAAGAAUAUACUACAUGGUUUGAAAACAGACGCAAGGUUUGGAUCACUUCACUCUUAGAGUAUGGCUUGCUGAGAGAGGCCUUGGUCAUCGCAGAGACCUAUAAAGACUUUUCAUCAAUCUCACAAGUUCUCGAAAAAGAGCGGGAACUCAGCUCGCCAGAAUACAUACUGGACAAAAUAGCCAUAUAUAUGGCCGAGUACGGAUAUGAAUUCGCUUGCAAGCUUUUUGAAUUCGACAUUGAACUGGACAAGAUCCAGAGACUCUUAUCAGAAUACGCUCAGUAUGAAGAAUUUUUGACUAGGUUCUUCGAAGAGUUUCCAUAUCAAACGGCUGCAUUUUCUUGGAUUCACUAUAUCAAGGCUAAAAGUUUCGAAGAGGCUUCGAAUGUUCUCAUUUCAAUGAACGCUAACAAGAAUUUCGAUCAGCAACACAACCGGGAGUUUAGCUUCUCCAUGGCAAAACUCGCAGCCAUAGCUGCCGAGACUGAAGAUUCAAAGAUGGUUGACUCGUACGCAUUAGAAGAGCUAGUAAUCGAGGCUGAGAACAAUUUGGUGGGUAUUCGCAUUCAGAACAAGUUGUUUAACCAUAUUUCCCUGUUCGUCCACAACAAAACGCCAAUGGUAACGAAACAGUAUUUCCUCGACAAUUUCGCUAACACAAAAAUCCCUCGUUCACAAAUCGAAUCCGAGAUUCUGCCAUUCUUUAAUUCUUUUAUUGAGGAGAGGCAACUCACAAAAGGCGACCUUACAAUUUUAUUGUCUAUCGUGAACCCAAUCUCACAGCUAAACAACGUGUUUGCGGACGCUUUAACUGUUGCUGCUCUGAUUUCAAAUGACAGCGAGUUCCGGAAAGCAGCUGGAAAGGUAUGGUCCAAGUUGCUCACAAAGACGGAUGAUUGGUCUGUUGUGACAGCCACAGGAGACAACACUGAUGAAGUGAACAAGAUCAAAAUAAAGGAGACGAUUCUAUAUCACACACUCAAGGAAGUCAAAUUCAACAAAGACAUAAUUGGUGUGUUGGAGUCUGUUGUCAAUGGAUCGAUACCUGACGAUUCCAGCGAUGAGACUGACCGUUAUUGGGCUGAGCAGGUCCACAAUCUCGGUCAAAGAAUCGACCUCAAGAAGUGGAUUAGUAUAAUACAAGCUGAGACGUGA